Molecule: messenger RNA, 891 nt
Organism: Lathyrus oleraceus (garden pea)
Lineage: Eukaryota; Viridiplantae; Streptophyta; Magnoliopsida; Fabales; Fabaceae
Exons: 3
Coding region: 1-891 (296 amino acids)
Source: RefSeq, a predicted model, not a curated record
AUGGAAAGGGAAUUGGGAAAAGAUGCUGCUGAUGUCAAGGAGGUCAUGGACCUGAUAAAAGCUGCUUGGCUUUUGAAGACUGUUGCUGGGUUCUCUCAAUGCUACGAAGGUCUAGUCAAGGAAUUUAUUGUUAAUAUUCCUGAGGAUAUUUUUGAUAAGAACAGUAAGGAGUUCUACAAGGUGUAUGUGAGGGGCAGAAAUAAUGAGGGUGCAGGAGAAUUAGAAGUUACAGACAAUCAGGUCUGUAGGGAGAUUACAACUAGGCAAGUGAAAGUUUUGCCUGUUAAAAGGCAUCUUCCUGCUGGGAAGUUGACUGUCAAGUAUGCUAUCCUGCAUAAAAUAAGAGCUGCUAACUGGGUCCCUACCAACCAUAUCUCCACCAUUGCUAAUACUCUUGGGAGGUUUAUUUUUGCUGUUGGGACAAAAGUGAAAUUUGACUAUGGUAGAUUUAUGUUUGAUCAAAUCAUCAAGCAUGCAACUACUAAUGUAGUUAAGCUGCUAAUUGCUUUUUCCUCUAUGAUAUGUGGAAUUAUCUUGAACCAACAUCCUGGUAUUCUGUGCUCAAAUGAUUUACCUAGUAGGAGAAAACCAGCUCUGUCUGUGCACUACAAACUCUUUGAAGGUAGUCAUGUCGAGGAUAUUGUCAUGACAUCUGCCAUGAAGAGGUCAGCCUCAAAAGUUGGAGCAAUUGCUGAGCUUAAGGAGACAUGCAAAGAGCUAGGUGAAGGAAUUAGGGCUGAGGGUGAAAAUGUUGAACAUGCUAAUGUCAGCCAUGAAGAAGAAGCUGAAGCCCAUACCUCUAGGGAGAGGUCUGCUAACAAUGAUGAUGCAAGUGGCAAUUCUGCUUCUGGUGCUGAUGAAGAGGCUGCAAACUCAAGCUCUACUGAGUAG